This is a messenger RNA of Geodia barretti, 2107 nucleotides long. NCBI's taxonomy places the organism in Eukaryota, Metazoa, Porifera, Demospongiae, Tetractinellida, Geodiidae. The record is from the annotation of a GenBank genome assembly.
UCUGUUCGCGUGCGCGCGGUUAGCGGAAGCACCAUACCAUCCCUCACAGUGUCUGCGCGGCGUGUGCUAUAUACUCGUAUGUUUUCUAGUCACAAAGUCAGCAAGGAAGGGACCCAGAAGGUUAGUAACGGAGAAAGCUGGGUGGUUGACCAGAUAAAGAGACAGUCAUGGAAGGACCCGUGCCAACAGCGGUCCCAAAGUCCAGUGACGGAGAAAUUUGCAGCGCAUCUAAGCCACUGGAGAAGGAGCAUGGGUUUCGGCUGAGAGGCGCGCUAGAGUGGGCUAAAAGGGAGUGGAGAAUAGUUUGCGAACUGGCACUUUUGAUAAUAAUGAUCGUCGUUGUCUGGGGACUCCUUUCCCUGCCAGUUGUAUUCUACUACACUACACCAGAUGAGGAAGUGAACGGCACUCUUAUGGGCCUUACCGUGUUCAGCAAUGCCUCUGAUGGAGGCACUAGGAACAACGCAAGUGGUCUGUGCUUUAACAAAUAUGGUGGAAGUCACUGUCUACUUUCUCUAAAAGCAUUUGCUGCUUGCAACUCACCUGAAAGUGAAAGCACUGAUCUCUAUAUCAGCAAUAGUGUCAUGGAUCAAAUAUCAGCUGAAGCAGCAAUUGGAAACUUGAUAUCUGCUCUUAACUUGUUAAUCCAACCAAGUGAUGAGUGUAGGAGUGCAGUUAUUCCGUUCUUAUGUCUGUACACAUUUGGGGUAUGUGGAACAAACAGUGAUGACUACCGACCCACAUCAGCUCAAUGUACGGAGAUUAGGGACAUCAUCUGUGAAUCAGAAUGGAGGAGAGCUGAAGAUAUGCUUGCUCAGUUUGAGCAGCCACCUCUACCUGACUGCUCUAGUCUCGGUCAAGAAGGACUGGAAUGUGAUGGUAAUGACAGUGAAUAAGACUGAGUGCACAAUCCAGUGUCAUGAUCAUUUCUACUGUGAAGACAACUUCUGUAAGCCACGCUGUGAUCGAUUCAGGGAGUAUUCAGAUGAGUAUGUGAUGCUAUCUGAUGGACUUAUGAUCACAUCUGGAUCUCUUGGACUAGUUUGCACCAUUGCAGUUCUGGUAUUAUUCUUUAUCCGGCGUAAGACAUUGAUGAUGUUUCCAACCAUUCUGGUUUUCUAUUCAACCAUCAGCCUUGUAUUUGUUGAGGUCAUUGUUUUGGUGUCUUUCAUGGGCCGGCCAGCACUCUUUUGCAGUUCCAUUGACCUAGUUUACAGUCUUCAAAACUCAGCACCUUUCUGUAAACUUGGAGGCAUAGUUCAAUCGUUCUUUUACCUUCAAGUGACUUUGUUGUGGCUGCUCAACAUCUUUGCCCUGUACUGGAAAAUACAGUUUCCAUUUCAUGCAAGAUAUUACGACACCACAAAACGAACGAAAGUAUAUACAUAUUGCUUGUGUAAUCCUGGCCUUUGUGGUUCCAAUAUUUGCCCCAAUAACAAUCUCUGCCAGUGGUGGAUUUACAAUGACCAGGUUUCCCCCUAUUGUUUGCCUUGGAAGAGAUCCAGAUGCAAACUUUUAUACUAUUGUGUUUCCAACUACAAUACUCUAUGCUGUUGGACUAACGGUGAUGUUGCUGAUUCUCUGGAGAAUAAGAAGGCACAUGAGCCGUCACCUCAAAAUAUCAGGGUCUGCACGACACAUAAUAAUCCUCACUCCAGCAGAACGAAAAAUUUUCAUAGUUCUUCUCUACUAUACUUUCUCUGUAGCACUACAGCUAACGACAUUUUCACUGUCUACAAGGAAUAUCAAUCAUGAUAUCAAUGCCAUCUUCUCCUACUUCUCCUGCCAGCAAUCAGGAGAAAAUAGCUCCUGCACUCUCGACACAGCACAGAAUCCAUUUUGGGCACUUUUCGCACUUAUUGUUCUCCUUCUCCUACCUUCCAUUAACCUAUUCUUUGCCAUGAACCUAAGGGAUUUCAGAGGACUAUGUAAACCAUGCCUUACACUUCUCAGGAGAGUUAAACCUAAGCAGAGCAGUGUGAUCUCAAGUUCUGUCCCUGCAUCAGGUCCAGCGUGAUUAUUAAUUAUACUUUGUUAAUAGAGACAAUGAUUUUUACAGUUUGCUUCAGUAUAGGGUAUAAUAGUGUACUGCUUGCUGUACUCAUGA